AUGGAAAAGCCUCGUAAAAAGGGAAUCGAUAUCGACGACAAAAGCAAGUGGGGACAUCGGUUUGAGUUCCGAGAUCGAAGCCAAGUCCAGCGACAGAUGUUCACUCCAUUAGCUCUUACUUACUUAAAUUUUAUUCGUUUAACGUCUCCUACGGAGUUAGUCACCCAGACCUUCCCGACGUUUCUUCCACGUAUCAGGCCUACAGGCUUCUGGGUCGACCUGCUUUGAUCGCCAGGACACGCUUGAAAUAGUGCUGCCGGCUUCGACGACUCAUGAAUGAGUUACUUUCUUGCGACAAGGGUUGUCCGCACAAAAACCCAAAAAAUGGAUUAUCUGGCCGACUAUCGGCAAAAAGGAAAAAAUGUAGCCUGGGACGUAACGCCCAGUUUCACGCUAGGGAGUUGCCCGAUUGGCCCAGUGGACUCUACUGAGCUUCCCCUUUCAACUUUCAUGCCUUCCUUCCGCAUGAGGAAAAAGCCAUCCCUGAAUCAGACUUGGGCUAGGCUCUGUUUACACCCAGAGUUGAUUACCUAGCAUUGCUGUCCAUCUCUGAAAUGGUAAAACCUUGCCGGAUAUAAUUAAAAUAUGUGUUGAGUCUGCAUGGCCGAGAGGCCAUGCCCAGACGAAGACGCCAUAUUUUAAUUAUAUUCACUCCAUUAGCUCAACCUGCAAAGAAGAGGGCUCAAAUCGCAGACGAAAUCGUAGAAAGCGCCUCUGAAGAAAUGUCUGAUUCCCACCUGAAUUCAUAUGACUUCAAACUAGAGCCCCAAACUACCAUCCCUGUCCAAUUGCCUAGGGCCAAAACGCAAGCCAACAAAAAGCACAAGCAGCCAUCUGAGCCUCGCAAAAAGAAGAAAGAAGACGAUGACCUUAUCGUCAGAGAUCUGGUCAACGAACUUCUCAAUACAAUCGAAUUAGGCGCCCCAACUGACACGAAGAUGAUGGAAAGCACCUUUAUUAACUGCGAUCUGAGGUAUUUUAACUUGGAUUACAUUGUUGAAAAGUUUGGGCUCUUUGAUGUCGUUGUGGUAGACCCACCGUGAAGAAUACGUGGAGGCCAAAAAAAUUCUGAUUCGCCGUUUAUGUUUUCUAAUAACAAGUUCCAGCUGGAGUAUGAUACGCUUUCUAACCAAGAAAUAAUGGAAAUCCCUAUAGAAAAACUCUCCAAGAAAGGGUUCUGCUUUAUAUGGGUAUUAAGUGGAAAUAUGAAUGCAGGAUAUGACUGCUUGAACAAGUGAGGCUACGAGUGUGUAGACCAUCUCAUAUGGGUUAAGACUACACAAGGUGGCCGCCGAGCUAUGGUUUCUCAUGGCUUUUAUUUUUUGCAUUCCACUGAAAUGUGUAUAGUGGGCUACAAAUGUCCGCCAGGAGAAAAAGUAGAAUUCCGAUCUAAAGUCUCCAACGAUCUUAUCAUCGCUGAUGUAAGAAAAAAAAGCCAAAAGCCAGACCAGCUUUAUACUAUCAUUGAGCUUAUGAUGCCAGGAUCCAAAAAAUGCGAAAUUUUUGCGAGAAAUAAUAAUCUACGUCCUGGUUGGCUGUCUCUUGGCAAUCAAAUUGGAGAAGUUUUCGAAAAAUGGAGAAACCAUACAGUCUGCGAUAAAUGCAAGCGCGACAUCCCUGAAGGUCUUUUGAGGUUCAAAUCCAAGAAGCAGAGAAAUUUCGACAUUUGUGAACAAUGUAUAGAAAACGUCCAGCAAGAACGCAACGAUACAAUGCAGGAUUAUUUUAAGCUGGAAAAUAAUAACACUCAAGAUACGCUGCACCAUUACCAUAAAUGUGACAGAUGUGGGGUGGAGCCAAUUUGGGGAUGCCGCUUUCAAUGCUUACAGUGUGAGAAUAUCGAUUAUUGUGAAAGUAAGAUUUAUUUAGACUGUUAUGAUGAAAUUAUUGAGAGCCAAACUGGCUGCUUUAACCAUAUUUUUCAAGCUCAUGAAAAACCACAAGCUGGAAAUGGCUUGCCGAUACAUGAAAAUAAGCGAUGUGUCAGUUGCUAUCAGAAGCCUAUAUUAGGGCCUUGUUUUUUAUGUGCUGACUGCAGCCAUUUGACGUUAUGUAAAUAUUAAUGUAGGCCAAAAUUGUUUUUUCAACUGCAGCUUUAAAGAGUUUGAGCAGAUAAAAGGCCAUGAUUCCAAGCAUAGAAUAGAAAUCAUAACAUUAUCAAAUAGGACUUUUAAAAUGUCCAUAUGUAGCGGAUGUGGAAGAAAUCCCUUAGUUUCGCCUAAAUAUAAGUGCAAUAUGUGCUUCAAUUUUGAACUAUGUGAGCAUUGCUAUAUUAAAAAAGAUACACUUGAAUUGAAAGGAUUUAAUGCCCAUAAACCUGAGCAUACAUUUACUAAUUAUUAA
Messenger RNA from Blepharisma stoltei, 2343 nucleotides. The record is from the annotation of a GenBank genome assembly. NCBI's taxonomy places the organism in Eukaryota, Ciliophora, Heterotrichea, Heterotrichida, Blepharismidae.